This is a messenger RNA of Monodelphis domestica (gray short-tailed opossum), 3361 nucleotides long. It is a transcript of the gene IPP, whose product is annotated as intracisternal A particle-promoted polypeptide. Gene Ontology annotation, molecular function: actin binding. Lineage: Eukaryota; Metazoa; Chordata; Mammalia; Didelphimorphia; Didelphidae. The record is from RefSeq and is a predicted model, not a curated record.
ACCCCGCCCCGAGCUGCGCGCGCAGCCAGAGCCAGGCCCGGGCCGGGCCCUGGUAGGUGUCUGUGACCGCCGGGAGAGGGGGGACUAGGCCCGACCCUGACACCGCCCCCCUCCGCUGCUCCGGCCCCGCAGCCUCCUAAGUCCAGGAACCUGAACCUUCAAGGUCAAGCCCCCCAAUGUCCAGAGAGCACAACCCCAACUCUCUCCUGACCCCAUGACCCCAACUUGCCCAAAUCAGCACUGGUAAGGGAUACCUUGGCUCACCAUCCCCUGGUGAAGAAGACAGGCCUCCAGGAGAGCAGGAGGGCCCACGCCAUCACCUCCAGCCAUGGCUUGUGAGGUUGGGCCAAAGGCGGCCGAUAGCACCUUCUCGUCUGACAGACAUGCCCAGAUCAUCCUGGCCCAGAUUAAUGAGAUGCGGAGUGGGCAGGAUUUCUGUGAUGUGCAGCUGCAGGUGGGGGAGGCUGAGUUCCGUGUGCACCGGCUGGUACUGGCUGCCAGCAGCCCCUACUUUGCAGCCCUCUUCACUGGGGGGAUGAAGGAAUCCUGCAAAGAUGAGGUGCAGAUCUUGGGCAUCGAAGCAGGGAUUUUCCAGAAUCUUCUAGAUUUCAUCUACACAGGUGUGGUGAACAUAGGUGUGAACAAUGUCCAGGAGCUGAUAGUGGCGGCCGACAUGCUCCAGCUAAAUGAGGUGGUGGACCUGUGCUGUGAGUUUCUGAAAGGCCAGGUAGAGCCAUCCAAUUGCAUCGGCAUCUUCCAGUUCUCAGAACAGAUCGCUUGUCAUGACCUCUUGGAGUUCACAGAGAACUACAUCCACGUGCAUUUCCUGGAAGUGAUCGGUGGGGAAGAAUUUUUAGCACUGACAAAAGAUCAGCUGAUUAAGAUCCUGCGAAGUGAAGAGCUGAGCAUUGAAGAUGAAUACCAGGUGUUCUUAGCCGCCAUGCAGUGGGUUCUGAAGGACCUGGGCAGGAGGAAGAAGCAUGUGGUUGAGGUCUUGGAGCCUAUCAGAUUCCCCCUGCUGCCUCCUCAGAGGCUGGCCAAGUACAUCGAAGGAGUCCCUGACUUCAGCCUCCGAGUGGCCCUGCAGACACUGUUGAAAGAGUACUGUGAGAUGGGCAAGCCUCCCAAGGAUAACAGGUUCUGCAAUUUUUUGCAGACCUCCAAGGUGCGGCCUCGGAAGAAAGCAAGGAAGUACCUCUAUGCUGUAGGAGGAUACACCCGGCUGCAGGGGGGCCGAUGGAGCGACAGUAGAGCCCUCAGCUGCGUGGAGCGUUUUGACACCUUCAGCCAAUACUGGACCACAGUGUCUUCCCUCCACCAGGCCCGAAGUGGCCUGGGAGUGGCAGUUGUGGGAGGAAUGAUCUAUGCCAUUGGAGGGGAAAAGGAUUCGAUGAUCUUUGACUGCACUGAGCGCUAUGACCCAGUCACAAAGCAGUGGACAACAGUGGCUUCCCUGAACCAGCCCCGCUGUGGCCUUGGGGUGUGCGUAUGUUAUGGGGCUAUCUAUGCUCUAGGUGGAUGGGUUGGAGCAGAGAUAGGGAACUCUAUUGAACGAUUUGAUCCUGAGGAAAACAGCUGGGAAAUUGUGGGCAGCAUGGCCGUGCCUCGCUACUACUUUGGCUGCUGUGAGAUCCAAGGUUUAAUCUACGUGGUUGGCGGCAUCAGCAAUGAGGGCAUGGAGCUCUGUUCCGUUGAAGUAUACAACCCAGUUUCCAAAUGUUGGUCUUCUCUGCCUCCAAUGGGGACCAGAAGGGCCUAUCUGGGGGUGGCUGCCCUCAAUGACUGCAUCUAUUCGAUUGGAGGGUGGAAUGAGACCCAGGAUACCCUGCACACUGUAGAAAAAUAUUCCUUUGAGGAGGAGAAGUGGGUUGAAGUUGCAUCUAUGAAAGUGCCCCGAGCUGGUGUGUGUGUGGUGGCGAUAAAUGGCCUUCUUUAUGUUUCUGGAGGCCGGUCUUCCAGCCAUGACUUCUUGGCCCCAGUCACCUUGGACUCCGUUGAAGUGUAUAACCCUCAUUCUGACACAUGGACUGAAAUUGGUAACAUGAUCACUAGUCGGUGUGAAGGGGGUGUGGCUGUGCUGUGACCAGCGUCAGGAGAACCUGGGGUCAUAAAAGAGGACGCUGGGGCUUGGAGCAGGACUAGGGAAGGGAGGGAGGGAGGGAGAGAGAGAGAGAGAGAGAGAGAGAGAGAGAGAGAGAGAGAGAGAGAGAGAGAGAGAGAGAGAGAGAGAGAGAGAGAGAGAGAGAGGCCCCAAGACUUUGGAUGCUCCCAAGUACAGAAAGGGCUGAAAAGCAGGCUGGAGCGGUGCUCUUGAGAGUGGAUUGGGACAGGAUGGCAUCUGUAACAGGCAGAGCCCACCUUGGCAGUGACUCAUGCAGCUUGCAUUUUUAGACCCAUCUUGCUCAAGGACCCAUGCUGUUCUUUUUUUUGGGCAGGAGCUCCUGGCAGCAAUUUUUCCUGUGUAGUUUAAGUACUCCACCACCGAACAAAAAAUAUACCACUGCUGAUUUCACUGGCUCCAGAGAGGGAGGGAAACCAGGAAAUGACUACCCAGCCCCUCUUGCCAGGUGGUAUCUUUCAUUGGCACCAAACCCUCAAUUGGUAGCACAUUUACUGGAGGCAGCCUUGUUGGGAACUCAUGGAAAACCAUGACUUGCUCUUUUUUCCCUUAGUCCCCCUGCUGAAUGGGCAAGUUCAAAAAUCUCCACCCAGGCUCUUGACACGGUUCCACACAGGAGCCCCACCCCAUCGCCCAGAGAUGAUGCCUCCUUAGCUUUUAGAAAAGGGUGAAGCUUCAGGGCUCCAUUCUGCACUUCCUCCAGCUGUUCCUAUAAGGACUUAUACUCUAUGCCUGCCUAUGAAGCUUCCUUAGCCCUUAGAAGGGCUACCCAGCUUCCUCAGUCCCCUUCCCACCUUAAACGCUCACUCCCAUUUUUACCUCCUGGCCUUUGGCAGGGGAUGUGAUCAUGGGGUGGCAGAGAGGAAGGCUUAGCCUAGAACUGCUUCUCUGCUACUUGCUUGCCUGUGCUAGCUUCAGCUCCCUAGUUCUCAAGGGCUUGGUAUAUCCUGGACCCCUGAGUCAUUGAUAGAGCAGUUUGGCAGCUUUUUAAUUUCCUUACUGUGGCAUUCUAAGCAUUGGCUGCAUUAGGUCCAAAAAGCUUACUUAGUAAACCUUAGCAAAGGCACUUUUGAUGUAGAAAUUCCUGUAAGUCACUAUUUCCUCCUCACCUGGAGAACGUGACCAUAAUAGCACCUGCCUCACAGGGUUGUGGGGAUCCGACGAAUUAAUCUAUGUGUAAAGUGCACUGCAAAUGCCAGCUUUUCUCUGCUUCUAAUAAACACUGGAAAGAUUUUGCUUGCA